This is a messenger RNA of Micromonas pusilla CCMP1545, 246 nucleotides long. RefSeq lists its product as uncharacterized. Gene Ontology annotation, cellular component: cytoplasm. Lineage: Eukaryota; Viridiplantae; Chlorophyta; Mamiellophyceae; Mamiellales; Mamiellaceae. Gene Ontology annotation, molecular function: sulfiredoxin activity. The annotation marks the transcript as partial. The record is from RefSeq and is a predicted model, not a curated record. The transcript has a single exon. Gene Ontology annotation, biological process: cellular response to oxidative stress.
AUAGAUCAGAUCGCUCGACCGCUCGGGAAGACGCGCGCGAACGACCAGGAGAAGGUGAAGUGGCUCAUGGAAUCGAUCGCGGACGUCGGGCUUCAAGAGCCGAUCGACGUCUUAGAGGUGGACGGGAAGUACUACGGCUUCAGCGGGUGUCAUCGCUUCGAAGCGCACGUCAAGCUCGGCAGGGAGACGAUCGAGUGUCGCGUGUUGAAGGCCACGCGCGCCACGCUGCAGAUGCACCUUCGAUGA